GUGAGAUCACCUUCCGAAGAAUGUAGUGUUGAGCAUCAACAAAAGAAGUCUUGCAUCCCAAAAUCCAAGGUAGAGUUGUCUCCAGGAAGUAAAUCACAGGAAGAACAAGAAAAUAAUGACAGGACAGUUCUACAAGAAACAACAUCAGUUUCACGUGGCCACGGUACUACACAAUCGCUUAACGGUUCUCCACAGAGCCAAUCCCAACCACAACCUGAUUCUCCUGAACCCGCACAAGGUGUCCUUUGUUCCACUAAUUCUGCCGGUGGUACUGAUCCUAAUUGUCGUUCUCAAACGACAGCAGAAUUGUCUUCUUCAUCACAUUCUGAAAGACGUCCUGAAGGUGAACAGGAGCCUUCAGGUGCUGAUGCGAAAGGUAUUACCGGUAAAGAAGGUGCAGCUGGUGCUUCUCCUGCUCCUGCUGCUAAACCUGAUCCAUCUGCUGCUGAAGGUGAUGGUGAAGUGUCUGUAAGUGAAGGUCAACCUGAAAGCAACAGCAACAGUGCAGAAGGAAAUGGCACCACAGAAACCUCUUCUCCCAACAGUUCAAACACAGGGAGUACCAGUAAUUCUGAUGCUGCAAAUAAUGAUAAUGGACCUUCACCUGCAGGGAGU
Molecule: messenger RNA, 615 nt
Organism: Trypanosoma theileri
Lineage: Eukaryota; Euglenozoa; Kinetoplastea; Trypanosomatida; Trypanosomatidae
Exons: 1
Source: RefSeq, a predicted model, not a curated record